This is a messenger RNA of Prorocentrum cordatum, 1568 nucleotides long. The record is from the annotation of a GenBank genome assembly. Lineage: Eukaryota; Dinophyceae; Prorocentrales; Prorocentraceae.
AGCCGCUGGACGAUCGAGGCGCGCCAGGCGCCCUCGAAAGAGCCCCGCUGACGGGCGAUGCCGAAGGUCCUCUCGGCAAGGCGGCAGGAGGCAUUUAACAAUCUGAAGCUCGACCAUGGCUUCUUUGAGAAGGCUCUUCAGCGCUUGGACGACACCGAAGACGACGACGAAGGCGAAGAGAUGGACUACGACUUGUACCUCAUGGAAAAGAGCGUGAUGCCCCUGCUGCUGCAGGGCCUGGAGGCGCUAGCCCGUCACAUGGACAAGGCGACGACAGCAGAUGGGCCUCCUCACUCGAAGGUCCCGUUCAAUCCGCUGACCUGGCUUGCGCAGUACAUGCUCAGGAACCACCCCAAGUUGGUGAAUGACCACCGCAGCCCUAUGUACCACCAGUUCACGGAGCUGGCCCUCGCCGAGCGCGGCAGGCGAACGCUCAUGAGGAGACGAGCGCAGAUGGAGGAAGUGUGGCUCAAGAUGGAAAAGGAGUUCAAGGCUGCGCGCAGGGACCAAGUGCGCAUGACGGCUGCGGACGUUCCAGAAUACAUACGUCAGCUAGAUGAAUGCUGGUGCCUCGAGGGCAUGUUUCACAAGAAGCUCCCGCAGCUCCCGACGGAUUACUCGUCGGUGCAGCACGAGGGGAUGGACUUCCUUCUGUUUGAGCACUUCUGGCAGUGGUUCGAGGCGUACAUCGCUAAGCAUGACGUGGUCCGCGCGCAAGCAUUCGCGGAAGCAGAGGAAAGGCGAAUUGAGGCUGAGAAGAAGGCCCAGCAGCUGAUGGAGGAGAAGGAGCGCCGCGAGACGAUUAUACUCGAGGUGCACGAACUGCGGCGCUCGCUGGAAGAGAGCUUCGAUGCCCUAAGCGCGGACAUGUACACGAACAAUGAGCUCGCCCUCAUAUUGAACAAGGGCUACACGCUAGAGCUGCCAGACCCGAGCGAGGUUAAGCCGAGGGACGGCACCGUGCCCAUCGUCGGAGAGCACGUCACGCUGUUGCUCUCGGGCCUGCUCGACCUCUGGGGCUGCCCGCUGCCCGACGGCUCGCUGGAGGACCGGGGCGGGCGGGGCCGCAGGCCUGGCUGGAUUGGCAGCAGCAGAGCGCGCCGGAGAGCCUGCAGAGGGGCAAGACGCUGGACGGUGCAGGCCUGCGCGCGAUGUUAAUCAGGGACGCGUACCAGGAUUAUCUGAUGACGUCCAACAAGGUCAAUAUCGAUCCAAGGGAUGCUAAAGAUAAUCGACCACCAAGUGGAGAUCAGCAAGGUUGUCGGCGAGACCGAAGAUACGCUGGAUUUCUUGGUUGAGGCGCUUGACGAGGAGACGGGCGAGAUCCUCCAGCUGUCGUUGCCGGAGGCCUAUAUCGAAGAGGUGCGCCUUCGCCUGGCCGAGCAGGGGGGAGAGCCCGUCCUGGCUCGCGUCGACCUGGUGAGUGGCCGCGUGAAGCAGCUGCUGCAGCCCAACCCGUUGGAAAUGGAGUGAUCGUGGCUCGCCGUACAUUGUUCGCGCAUUACCUGUGAACGUGCGAUGGGUUGUUCGGCGGCGCAGCGUUCGCUGGAUCAACGGUUACCGCCCUG